CCGAUGCGGGACUCGAUCCCGGGACUCCAGGGUCAUGACCUGAGCCGAAGGCAGUCGCUUAACCAACUGAGCCACCCAGGCGCCCAAUUUUGGUUUUUAACAUAUUGUAUAAAGAUACAGUUUUUCUCGAUUACUGAGUUUUUUGAUGCCCCCUUAAAAUUUAUACGUGAGCCAAGUGCCUGCCUGGCCACACCUUGUUCCCACCUUAAAGUCUGGUCCCUUGCUAGCUGUGUCGCUUUGGGCAAGUUGUUUAACCUCUCAGAGCUUUUGGAUUUCUGGUCUGUAACAUGGGGAUAAUCCCUGUACCUACACAUUUUACAGACCGGCACGCAGUAGGCUUAAGUCAAUGUGUCUUUCCUACGGGGAGGCCUGGUGUAGGGCCACACACCCAAAAUGGAUGUGACCUAGCCCUGACCUUCCGGAGAGCUGGCCCACCUGCCUAGAACCCCUUCCUGCUUUAUUUCCCAAGGGAAACCUGCUCUUUUCUCUCUCCUGUCUCAGCCUGAGCCCCCUACAAAGUCCUCAGGGGCGGGACCCAAAGCUGUUCACCAAAAGGCCUCCGUGGCCCCCCAGCCCCUUCCAUUCUGGCUGCCCUCCCCCUCCCCUGCCUACCCCACCCUCCCCUCUGCCCAUUCCUGUUGAAGGCCUCAGCUCCUCUGUGCCUCUGCACUGCCGUGAGGCCUGCACUUUGCAGGGCUGAAGUCCAAAGUUCAGUCCCUUCGCUAAGCACACGGAUAAAUAUGAACCUUGGAGAAUUUCCCCAGCUCCAAUGUAAACAGAGCGGGCAGGGGCCCUGAUUCACUGGCCGCUGGGGCCAGUGUUGGGGGUUGGGGGUGCCCACAGGGCUUGGUUCGUGGGGUUUGGGGGGGCAGUAGGUGCAAGGAUCCUGGUUUGUGCCUGCCUGCUGGUCGGCCAGCAAGUAGACAGCCCACUCGGUGGGGGAGGCGGCCGUUUUGGUGGCCCCAGGCCGCGUGGCCCAGUGGUAGCAGAGCCAUGGUUUCUAAACUGAGCCAGCUGCAGACGGAGCUCCUGGCCGCCCUGCUCGAGUCGGGCCUGAGCAAAGAGGCACUGAUCCAGGCACUGGGUGAGCCGGGGCCCUACCUGCUGGCUGCCGAUGGCCCCCGGGACAAGGGGGAGUCCUGUGGCGGCGGUCGGGGCGAGUUGGCUGAGCUGCCCAACGGGCUGGGGGAGGCCAGGGGCUCCGAGGACGAGACGGACGACGAUGGGGAAGACUUCACGCCGCCCAUCCUCAAAGAGCUGGAGAACCUCAGCCCCGAGGAGGCGGCCCACCAGAAAGCCGUGGUGGAGACCUUGCUGCAGGAGGACCCAUGGCGUGUGGCGAAGAUGGUCAAGUCCUACCUGCAGCAGCACAACAUCCCACAGAGGGAGGUAGUCGACACGACUGGCCUCAACCAGUCGCACCUGUCCCAGCACCUCAACAAGGGCACCCCCAUGAAGACACAGAAGCGAGCCGCCCUGUACACCUGGUACGUCCGCAAGCAGCGAGAGGUGGCCCAGCAGUUCACCCACGCAGGGCAGGGCGGGCUGAUUGAAGAGCCCACAGGUGAUGAGCUGCCAACCAAGAAGGGGCGGAGGAACCGUUUCAAGUGGGGCCCAGCCUCCCAGCAGAUCCUGUUCCAGGCGUAUGAGAGGCAGAAGAACCCCAGCAAGGAGGAGCGAGAGGCACUGGUGGAGGAGUGCAACAGGGCAGAGUGCAUCCAGAGGGGCGUGUCGCCGUCGCAGGCACAGGGACUGGGCUCUAACCUCGUCACGGAGGUGCGUGUCUACAACUGGUUUGCCAAUCGGCGCAAGGAAGAAGCUUUCCGUCACAAGCUGGCCAUGGACACAUACAGCGGGCCGCCCCCGGGGCCAGGCCCGGGCCCCGCCCUGCCUGCCCACAGCUCCCCGGGCUUGCCCCCACCCGCCCUCUCCCCCAGUAAGGUCCAUGGUGUGCGCUAUGGACAGCCAGCAACCAGCGAGGGGGUGGAAGCGCCCUCAAGCAGUGGUGGUCCCUUGGUGACAGUGUCUGCGCCCCUGCACCAAGUGUCCCCCACGGGCCUGGAGCCCAGUCACAGCCUGUUGAGCACCGAAGCCAAGCUGGUGAGUGUCCCCACACCCCGCAGGUGGGGAAGACCCGUCCAACCCCAUCUCCUACCUUCCCUUGGCUGGGAGAUUCUGGGGUGGUCCCCAGGGACACUAUGGGGCCCCACCCAGACUCAGCUUGGUUUCCCCUCCAAGGUCUCAGCAACUGGGGGCCCUCUGCCCCCUGUCAGCACCCUGACAGCACUGCACAGCUUGGAGCAGACCUCCCCAGGCCUCAACCAACAGCCCCAGAAUCUCAUCAUGGCAUCGCUUCCCGGGGUCAUGGCCAUUGGGCCUGGUGAGCCUGCCUCCCUGGGCCCCACGUUCACCAACACAGGUGCCUCCACCCUCGUUAUUGGCCUGGCCUCUACUCAGGCACAGAGUGUGCCGGUCAUCAACAGCAUGGGCAGCAGCCUGACCACCCUGCAGCCAGUCCAGUUCUCCCAGCCGCUGCACCCAUCCUACCAGCAGCCACUCAUGCCUCCCAUGCAGAGCCAUGUGGCCCAGAGCCCCUUCAUGGCCACCAUGGCCCAGCUGCAGAGCCCCCACGCCCUCUACAGCCACAAGCCUGAGGUGGCCCAGUACACCCACACAGGCCUGCUUCCGCAGACCAUGCUCAUCACCGACACCACCAACCUGAGCGCCCUGGCCAGCCUCACGCCCACCAAGCAGGAGGCUGCUCUGUUCCCCCAGGUCUUCACCUCAGACACUGAAGCCUCCAGUGAGUCUGGGCUUCAUACGCCGGCGUCUCAGACCACCACCAUCCACAUCCCCAGCCAGGACCCUGCAGGCAUCCAGCACCUGCAGCCUGCCCACCGGCUCAGCGCCAGCCCCACCGGUGAGCAGCCUUUCCCUGCUCCCUCAGCUGGGGAGGAAGGUGUGUGCAGCAAACGGGAGGGCACCCUGCGCUCCCCUGAAGUGAGCCAAGAGGGGUACGAAACCACAGGAAAAUGGCCCUAUCUUACGGGAUUAGCUCACUGACUCGGUUGAGGAAAAAGAUUAACUGCAAGAGAGAGUAGAGGGUACUAGUGAGGAGUACGCUGGGUUUGCCAUGGGCCAGAAGGGGCUCACAGGCGUGUUGGUUUGGCUCAGGGCCUGGCACUGAUUGAGUAUGUUGCCGACAUUUAAAAAUUAGUUUUCACAAAGAAAUCGUGGUUUCUGGCUUUUCUUGGAAAAUUGGAGACUCGUGUUCCCACGUGGCAACAACAGAGUGUGGGCUCUCCAGGUCACCACAUCCCCCUUGAGCAAUUCGUUUCCAUCCCCUGAUGCCCCGAGUCUGCAAUAAUGAAGAGUGGGCACUUGGGAGUCGGGCUGCUGGGCUCUGAGGCUGCGGGCGAUCACUUGUUAUGUGCGUGACUUUGGGCGGCUGCUUCCCCCACCCUCCCAGCCCCCUCUGUGAGCCUCAGGUUCCUCCAUCCAGCCCUGGAGGCUGCGGGGACAGUUACUGAGGGCACCACAGGGCCAGGCUCCAUGCUUUCUCCCCCAGGUACGGGUCAUCAUCCCCAUUUUACAAAUGAGAAUGCAGACACUCAAGAGCUGUGGGACUUGGCCUUGCCUCCAACAGUGACUAGGCGGCAGGGCCAGGAUUUGAACCCAGGUCCAAGAUCAAAGCCCAUUCUCUUAGCCAUCAUAGUCAGUCAGGGUUCUGGUGAGACAGGACCAACAGGAAUACAGCUGGCCCCUGAGCAGCACGGGGUUUGAACGGCACGGGCCCACUUAUACACCAAUAAUUUUUGACACAGCACAGGGCUGUAAGUGUACCUUCUCUUCCUUACGACGCUCUCAGUAACUUUCUUUUCUCUAGCUUUGUUGUAAGAAUACAGUGUAUAAUACCUAGAACAUACAAAAUAUGUGCUGUUUAGGUUAUUGGUACAGCUUUGGGUCAGCAGUAGGCUGUUAGUAGUUGAGUUUUUGUGGAGUCAAAAGUUAUAUGCAGAUUUGUGACUGUGCGGGGGUCAGUGCCCCUGGCCCCCCUGCACUGUUCAAGGGUCAACUAUACAUACACCUGUAUUUAAGGAAACUGGCUCACAUGCCUGUGGGGCUGGUAGGUCUGAAAGCUGUAGGGCAGGCAGAGGCAGUUUUGAGGCAGGAUUCCUUUUUCUCUAGGAAACCUCAGCUUUUGCUCCUAAAGCCUUCAACUGACUAGAUGAGACCCACUCAUGUCAUCAAGAGAAAUCUCCGUUACUUCCAGUCGACCAAUUUUAGGUGUUAACCGUAGAUACAAAACACCUCCAUGGCAACACUUAAAUGUUUGCUUUGGUGCCUGUCCCAAGGCCUAUCAACAAUGAUGCGUGAAACUAACCACACCGUCUCACCCGGGCCUCUCGAGUUUCCGCCAGAAAGCCCUGAGGCAGCCACUCCCCGGGCAGCUGCAGAGCCUGGCUGGGGGGUUGAUGAGACCCAAACACAGACGUCUGGUUUUGGGGUAUUGUUAUCUGUUGCAGUUCGGGGGGUGGUGAGGCCCUGUGCCCCCUGUGCCAAGUGCCCCUUGGGGUGGGCGGGCGAGGCGGGGUCAGGAAGGGCCGGGCCGGCAGCCAGUUGACUCACUUGCCCCCGCAGUGUCCUCCAGCAGCCUGGUGUUGUACCAGAGCCCCGACUCCAGCCAUGGCCACGGCCACCUGCUGCCAGCCAACCACAGCGUCAUCGAGACCUUCAUUUCCACGCAGAUGGCUUCAUCCACCCAGUAACCAUGGCAACCGCCU
Molecule: messenger RNA, 4784 nt
Organism: Zalophus californianus (California sea lion)
Lineage: Eukaryota; Metazoa; Chordata; Mammalia; Carnivora; Otariidae
Gene: HNF1A
Product: HNF1 homeobox A
Exons: 8
Coding region: 994-3063 (689 amino acids)
Biological process (GO): insulin secretion; positive regulation of DNA-templated transcription; liver development
Cellular component (GO): nucleus
Molecular function (GO): DNA-binding transcription factor activity, RNA polymerase II-specific; RNA polymerase II cis-regulatory region sequence-specific DNA binding
Source: RefSeq, a predicted model, not a curated record